GAAAUCGGAGGUGCAGCUCACGGCGCUGUUUCUUCCGGAGUCCUGGAUCUGAGCAAGCGCUGUCUUAUGCGUCAUCAUCCCGCGCAGGCACAGGAAGUGCCACACAGAGGGAACCGCUGUCGUUGUCUCGAAUUCUGGGCCGGAGGCCGGCUAUUGUGUCAUGAUUACGCGCCAACACAGAAAGUGACGAUACUCCUGGCGCGCGCCGGUAGCUGUUUCUUCUCUGGCUCCGGGACCGGCGGCGGCGGCGGCGGCGGCGGCGGCGUAGGGUGUUUUAACUCAAAUGGGUGAUGAAAAGGACUCUUGGAAAGUGAAAACUUUAGAUGAAAUUCUUCAGGAAAAGAAACGAAGGAAGGAACAAGAGGAGAAAGCAGAGAUAAAACGCUUAAAAAAUUCUGAUGACCGGGAUUCCAAGCGGGAUUCCCUUGAGGAGGGGGAGCUGAGAGAUCACCGCAUGGAGAUCACAAUAAGGAACUCCCCAUACAGAAGAGAAGACUCUAUGGAAGACAGAGGAGAAGAAGAUGAUUCUUUGGCCAUCAAACCACCCCAGCAAAUGUCGCGGAAAGAAAAAGCUCAUCACAGAAAAGAUGAAAAGAGAAAAGAGAAACGUAGGCAUCGUAGCCAUUCAGCAGAAGGGGGGAAGCACGCUAGAGUGAAAGAAAAAGAAAGAGAGCACGAACGUCGGAAACGCCAUCGAGAAGAACAGGAUAAAGCUCGCCGGGAAUGGGAAAGACAGAAGAGAAGGGAAAUGGCAAGGGAGCAUUCCAGGAGAGAGAGGGACCGCCUGGAGCAGUUAGAAAGGAAGCGGGAGCGGGAGCGCAAGAUGCGGGAGCAGCAGAAGGAGCAGCGGGAGCAGAAGGAGCGCGAGCGGCGGGCGGAGGAGCGGCGCAAGGAGCGGGAGGCCCGCAGGGAAGUGUCCGCACAUCACCGAACGAUGAGAGAGGACUACAGCGACAAAGUGAAAGCCAGCCACUGGAGUCGAAGCCCGCCGCGGCCGCCACGGGAGCGGUUCGAGCUGGGAGACAGCCGGAAGCCAGUAAAAGAAGAGAAAAUGGAAGAAAGAGACCUGCUGUCCGACUUACAGGACAUCAGCGACAGCGAGAGGAAGACCAGCUCAGCCGAGUCCUCAUCAGCGGAAUCAGGCUCAGGUUCUGAGGAGGAAGAGGAGGAGGAGGAAGAGGAGGAGGAGGAAGGAAGCACCAGUGAAGAAUCAGAGGAGGAGGAGGAGGAGGAAGAGGAGGAGGAGGAGACCGGCAGCAACUCUGAGGAGGCGUCAGAGCAGUCUGCUGAAGAAGUAAGUGAGGAAGAAAUGAGUGAAGAUGAAGAACGAGAAAACGAAAAUCACCUCUUGGUUGUUCCAGAGUCACGGUUUGACCGAGAUUCCGGGGAAAGUGAAGAAGCAGAGGAAGAAGUGGGUGAGGGGACGCCGCAGAGCAGCGCCCUGACAGAGGGUGACUACGUGCCCGACUCCCCCGCCCUGUCACCCAUCGAGCUCAAGCAGGAGCUGCCCAAGUACCUGCCGGCCCUGCAGGGCUGCCGGAGCGUCGAGGAGUUCCAGUGCCUGAACAGGAUUGAGGAGGGCACCUAUGGAGUGGUCUACAGAGCAAAAGAUAAGAAAACAGAUGAAAUUGUGGCUCUGAAGCGGCUGAAGAUGGAGAAGGAGAAGGAGGGCUUCCCGAUCACGUCGCUGAGGGAGAUCAACACCAUCCUCAAGGCCCAGCAUCCCAACAUCGUCACCGUCAGAGAGAUCGUGGUGGGCAGCAACAUGGACAAGAUCUACAUCGUGAUGAACUACGUGGAGCACGACCUCAAGAGCCUGAUGGAGACCAUGAAGCAGCCCUUCCUGCCAGGGGAGGUGAAGACCCUGAUGAUCCAGCUGCUACGGGGGGUGAAGCACCUGCACGACAACUGGAUCCUGCACCGUGACCUCAAGACGUCCAACUUGCUGCUGAGCCACGCUGGCAUCCUCAAGGUGGGUGACUUCGGGCUGGCGCGGGAGUACGGGUCUCCUCUGAAGGCCUACACCCCGGUUGUGGUGACCCUGUGGUACCGCGCCCCAGAGCUGCUGCUUGGUGCCAAGGAAUACUCCACGGCCGUCGACAUGUGGUCGGUGGGCUGCAUCUUCGGGGAGCUGCUGACUCAGAAGCCUCUGUUCCCCGGGAAGUCGGACAUUGAUCAGAUCAACAAAGUGUUCAAGGACCUGGGGACCCCCAGUGAAAAAAUCUGGCCCGGCUACAACGAGCUCCCAGCAGUGAAGAAGAUGACCUUCAGCGAGUACCCCUACAACAACCUCCGCAAGCGCUUCGGGGCCCUGCUCUCAGACCAGGGCUUCGACCUUAUGAACAAGUUCCUGACCUACUUUCCCGGGAGGAGGAUCAGCGCUGAGGAUGGCCUCAAGCACGAGUAUUUCCGCGAGACUCCCCUCCCCAUCGAUCCUUCCAUGUUCCCCACGUGGCCCGCCAAGAGUGAGCAGCAGCGUGUGAAGCGGGGCACCAGCCCCAGGCCCCCUGAGGGAGGCCUGGGCUACAGCCAGCUGGGCGACGACGACCUGAAGGAGACGGGCUUCCACCUUACCACCACGAACCAGGGGGCCUCAGCUGCGGGCCCCGGCUUCAGCCUCAAGUUCUGAAGGUCAUAGUGGACCCCGUCAUGGGGAGAACUCAGCCGGGACCGCAGGCGCGGCUCCUGCGGUUGGAGCUGCCAUGAGACUCAGAACUCCUCAUCUUAUUUCGUGUUCCAUGUUUUGUUUUUGUAUUUUGGUUUGUAAAUUUGUAGAAUUAAAUCAUUUUCCUUGUUGUGGAGGAAAGAGCUGUGUUUUCAGGUCUCCCUGACUUGCCCAGGGAGAAGAGGGUGGGCAUCUGCGGGCACCUACUUGGGGCAGCACAAACCCCCACACACCCUCUCCCACUCGACACACCGGGCUGGCUGGGCCGUGAUUUGGAAAGGAGCGGGUGGGGGUCGGGUCGAUAUGAUCUUUGGAGCUGGAGACCUGUUUCUGUGUUGGGAUGAGUGAUGCUUUCCUGCCCCAACUCGCUCGUCCAGACCAGCGCUGUCCAUACAGGCCCCCGGCCCCCAACCCCAGGUAUUCUGGCAGCCUCAGCCGGUUUUUAUACAAGGUUGUUAUGAGUUUUAAAAUGUAUUAAAAUAUUCUUGGAGGAAA
Messenger RNA from Rhinopithecus roxellana (golden snub-nosed monkey), 3160 nucleotides. Its product is annotated as cyclin-dependent kinase 11B. The transcript has 20 exons. The record is from RefSeq and is a predicted model, not a curated record. Gene Ontology annotation, cellular component: nucleus. Gene Ontology annotation, biological process: regulation of mitotic cell cycle; protein phosphorylation. NCBI's taxonomy places the organism in Eukaryota, Metazoa, Chordata, Mammalia, Primates, Cercopithecidae. Gene Ontology annotation, molecular function: cyclin-dependent protein serine/threonine kinase activity; ATP binding. Bases 284 to 2629 code for a protein of 781 amino acids.